AUGGCCGCUCAUUCAACGCUUCGUCGUCGAGAAGAUCCUCUCGUGGCGCUGUACAACAAAUACACCAGUCUCGUUCGCUCCCGGAUCAAGCGUUCAUCAAAGACCACCCGAAUCAUCGCCACUAUUGCACUGAUCCUAUCUAUUUUGGGUUCCGGUUAUGGAGGCUACAACUGGUUCAGCGAAAGGGCCAAAGAACGUGCGCGAGGAAGACGGCUGCUGCGUUGGAAUUCUGGGAUUCGAGGCAAGGAUGGCACUCGUACCAUCUAUGUGCCCUAUAAGGGCUCCAUGACCUCUAAGGUUGUAAUUCAUCCGACUAAACAAACGACUUUCGAUGCGCAUCGGCGGUUGUUCUUGAAUCCACCUGCUGCCGCCCGUGUCGGCGACGGCGAAUCAGUGAAUCAAAUACCACCGCCAACCACGAAGCCUGGGAUCAACCUUGCAUUCCUUCAUCAAUUUCUCAGCCUAGGGAGUAUCAUGGUCCCGAGAUGGGGUAGCAAAGAAACCGGAUUAUUAAUGGGUCAUGGGGUUUUCUUGCUCUUGCGGACGUACCUGUCUCUGUUGAUCGCACGGCUUGAUGGCGAGAUCGUAAGGGAUCUUGUCGCGGGCAAAGGGCGCGCUUUCGCUUGGGGCAUUCUCAAAUGGUGCGGGAUUGGCACACUGGCUUCCUACACCAAUGCCAUGAUCAAGUUCCUUCAAUCGAAGGUGUCUAUUGCGUUCCGGACCCGAUUAACGAGGUAUAUCCACGAUCUCUAUCUUACUGGCGAUAACAACUACUACAAGUUGAUGAAUCUGGAUGGCGGUGUUGGCCAAGGACCAGACCAGUUCAUUACCCAGGACCUCACGCUCUUCUGUUCUGCAGCAGCAGCUCUAUACUCGUCCAUGGGGAAGCCUAUGGUGGACCUAUUCGUGUUCAAUUAUCAACUGUAUCGUUCUCUCGGGCCUUUGGCCCUUACCGGUAUCCUCACGGGCUACUUCAGUACUGCAGCAGUUCUGAGGAAGCUUUCACCACCGUUUGGAAAGCUGAAGGCUGUGGAGGGAAAGAAAGAGGGUGACUUCCGGGGUCUACAUUCACGGUUGCUCGCCAAUGCUGAGGAAAUCUCUUUCUAUGGCGGCGCGGACAUCGAACGUGUUUUCCUAAUGAGAAGCUUCAAAGACCUUCAGCGCUGGAUGGAGGGUAUCUAUAGCCUCAAGAUCCGCUACAACAUGCUCGAAGACGUCAUUCUGAAAUACGCUUGGUCUGCGUUUGGGUACCUGAUCACGUCUCUGCCAAUAUUUCUUCCAGCCUGGGGCGGCAUGGGUGGUGCCCUGGAGCUUGUGGACGUGCCGAAGGAGACUGGUCGAGAACGCGAUCGCAUGAAGGAGUUCAUCACGAACAAACGUUUGAUGCUAUCUCUGGCGGAUGCAGGUGGCCGGAUGAUGUAUAGUAUCAAAGACAUCUCGGAGUUGGCUGGGUACACGUCUCGAGUCUACAGCUUGAUAUCCACCCUUCACCGAGUGCAUGCGAGUGCAUACUACCCCCCACGCAAUUCUCAUGCGGAGCUAUACUCUCUCGCGGACGUACAAGGGACUAUUCAUAACGGCUUUGAUGGUGUUCGUCUCGAACAGGUUCCCAUCGUCGCGCCUUCAAUAUAUCCCCGGGGUGGCGAUGAUCUGAUCGAGUCACUGUCAUUCGUCGUGCACUCCGGCGACCACCUCCUGAUAUCUGGACCGAACGGGGUCGGCAAGACUGCCAUUGCCCGGGUUGUAUCAGGGCUGUGGCCAGUGUACCGCGGGUUGGUCAGUCGCCCCAGAGGGUUUGGGCUUGACGGCAUCAUGUUCCUUCCCCAGCGGCCCUAUCUCAGCGUGGGGACUCUCCGCGAUCAAGUAAUCUACCCCCACACUGCAAUCGACAUGCACGAGGCAGGUGUAACCGAUGCUGCACUGCAGAAAAUUCUGGACGACGCUCACCUAGGCUACCUCCCUGGGCGCGAAGGCGGAUGGGACACUCGAAAGGAGUGGAAGGAUGUCUUGAGUGGAGGAGAGAAGCAACGCAUGGCAUUGGCACGAAUUUACUAUCACGAGCCUCGCUAUGCCUUCCUUGAUGAAGGAACCUCAGCAGUCUCGUCUGAUGUCGAGGGCCUGCUGUACCAGCGGGCAAAGGAGCGGGGAAUCACCGUGAUUACGAUCUCCACACGCGCAUCGCUCAAGAAGUACCACACAUACAACCUUAGCAUUAGUAUUGGCGAAGGGGGCGAGCAAUGGGAGUUUGAGAGGAUCGGCACCGCCAAGGAGAAGCUGGGAGUUGAGAAGGAGUUGCAGGAGAUACGGAAGCGGCUUGACAAGGUGGAAGAGUGGAAACAGCGUCGGGAGGAUAUUGAGAACGAGCUGCGCAAGGUCUGGGCGGAAGAAGGAGAGCUUUCUCCACCACCCUAUGAAUCCGAAUCGGAAGCAGUUGAGGUACAGGAUGAUCAGCAGUAG
Messenger RNA from Aspergillus luchuensis, 2457 nucleotides. RefSeq names its product putative peroxisomal ABC transporter (PXA1) (gene pxa1). Gene Ontology annotation, cellular component: peroxisomal membrane. The transcript has a single exon. Lineage: Eukaryota; Fungi; Ascomycota; Eurotiomycetes; Eurotiales; Aspergillaceae. The record is from RefSeq and is a predicted model, not a curated record. The coding region runs from base 1 to 2457 and encodes 818 amino acids. Gene Ontology annotation, biological process: very long-chain fatty acid catabolic process; long-chain fatty acid import into peroxisome; fatty acid beta-oxidation. Gene Ontology annotation, molecular function: ATP binding; ABC-type transporter activity; ATP hydrolysis activity.